Molecule: messenger RNA, 1245 nt
Organism: Aphanomyces invadans
Lineage: Eukaryota; Oomycota; Saprolegniomycetes; Saprolegniales; Verrucalvaceae
Exons: 8
Coding region: 111-1025 (304 amino acids)
Cellular component (GO): cytosol
Molecular function (GO): 3'-5'-DNA exonuclease activity
Source: RefSeq, a predicted model, not a curated record
AUGACCUGGCACAACAAUGGCGACUAAGAUGAGCCAAUUUGGCAUGACCGGACGAAGUUGCGAAUUACUACGAUUGGCGCCCUGUCAGUGUGAAUUCGGCGACGACGGCCAUGACGACGCGCCAGCUCCGAAUGAUCGACAUUGGGGCGAACUUGGUGGAUCCAAUGUUCGUGGGCGUCUAUCGUGGCAAGUCCAAGCACGUGGACGACUUUGCCCAAGUUCUCCAUCGCGCGUUCUCGACCCAUGUCGAGAAGAUUAUCAUCACUGCAGGAUCGCUGUCUGAGAGCAAGGAAGCGCUUGCGCUAGCUCGCACAAAUGAAAAGUUGCAUUGUACAGUUGGCGUUCAUCCGACACGAUGCAAUGAGUUCCUGACCGACCCCGACACGUACAUGCAAGGCCUUCACGACGUUAUCAAAGAAGGCAAAGCGGGUGGCAAGGUGGUGGCCGUCGGCGAAUUUGGCCUCGAUUAUGACCGGUUGGAGUUUUGCAACCGCGCGACGCAACAAGAGUACUUUGCCAGGCAGUUCGAUCUCGCGCAAGUGUCAAAUCUACCAUUGUUCCUGCACAACCGAAACACGGGCACCGAUUUCUAUGAUGCGGUUUCUCGCCACCGCGACUGCUUUCGCGAUGGCGUGGUGCAUUCGUUCACUGGGUCUGCAGACGAGGCCAAGAAGCUACUGGACCUCGGCCUCUACAUCGGGAUCAACGGGUGUUCUCUCAAAACACAGGAGAACCUGGACGUUGUCAAGUCGAUCCCGAUCGAUCGUAUCAUGCUCGAGACUGACGCUCCGUGGUGCGACAUCCGACCGACCCACGCGAGCUUCCAGCACGUGCGCACGCUGUUCGAGUCGAAGAAACCCGAGAAGUUUAUGCUGGGUAUCGGUGUCAAGGGUCGCAACGAGCCCAACACGAUGAUCCAAGUGCUGGAAGUGGUGAGUGCGAUUCAUGAGAUGGACGUGCACGACGUGGCCGACACGGUGUUCGAGUCGACGCGCCGUGUAUUUUUCCCGCGAGACGAGGCGUAAACCCCAACCAACAAGCAGGGAGACUUGUCAUUUCCAAAUGCGACUCCUACGCCCAGCUGCGCCCUUGGCGGGGGUUGUGCAGCAGGUGUCGAAUGUAAUAGAUUUGGAGCAGCACGCAGACAACGUACACCAGACUCUCGAUCGUCCCAGCGAGCGAUACCCGGUCGUUUGUGCUCUUCUCCGCUACACGAAUUAAAAGUUUAGACAAUGCCGACAUGUG